GGUUCCUCUUUGCAGCUUGUCUUUUAGCUAGCUAGCUAGCUGGCUAACGUGAGCUAACAGGCUAACCUCGGCUGCUGGAGCUCGAAUGGUUUGAGCUUGUCUUUUCUUGUGAAAAGCGUUUGCACUAAGCCCUCGUACGGGUAAAACUCAGUUGUUUGUGUCAUUGUUUUGUUUACAUCGCGAUAGCGCCAGCUUAUCACCGACAGCAGAGUGGCGGUGGUCGUCCGCACAUUGGCGGAGCAGGCCGGGGAGUCUGAUCCCAACACUCCGCCCCCUCCGCCAUCAUAUCUGGUGUCAUUUGAACCUACAAACGAAGGCCUUUUCUCAACGCUUACCGUGUGCUAGGUUAGGUAGCAUGCUAGCUAACACAUAUCUGUUAUGCAACAGAAAUAUGAUAUUGUGGGGCAAAUACUGUUGUAACUAUUAAUUUAUAUUAACUUCCCCAAACAUCGACCUGCUGUAUUUAGCUUGAAAGACGAACAGUGUGCUAAUGUAGCUCGCAACCACUGACGGUAACGUUAGCUAAUGUCAACUCGAGCUGGUUCAUGUGUUAUAUAUGUUAGCCGUCUUUACGACCAAACAAUUUAGCAUUGUUCCGGUUGUUAAAAGUUAGAAAUUGUUGUACAUUGAAUGGGACUUUUUAGCAUAGCUUCACGGUCUACACUCCCGCAGUUUGAAUUCAUUAGCCCGCCACGUUUUGAAGUGCUCAACACUUGAAAAUAUUCAAAUGCAGAAGAAAUUUGAUAUUCUGCAAGCAACCUUGUUCCUGUGUGAUUUAGCUUCAGUUUCUCAGUGAGAGUGGUGCGAAGGGAGGACAGGAAAUAAAAGGAGUUACCUGGAGGGUCUCCGUCAAUCCACAUUUCAGUUGGAGCGCGAGAGAAAAGGCACGGAGGGGAGAGAGAGAAAGGAGAAGAGAAGUGCGAGUCGCGUCUGCUCUCGGCAGCUGUUCCAGCAGCCUGUUUCAUUGUGUUGGCUGUUAUUUAGUUCCUGCGUUACCUUUUUGAUGAAUCAGUUCAUAUUUUUAACUUUAAUGUGAGAUAAUAACUGCUGUAAAAACAAAAAAGGAAAAAAAAAGAAAACAUUAUUACUAGCAAGAGUGUUUUAUUUUGUUCCAUUGUUAAUUUCCGAGGUUCUUUUUGUUUCUUUUUUUAUGUUUAACAACCUUUUUCGGCUGUGAGUAGCAGGAGCUUCCAUUCUCCAAACGUCGAACCCCCAUUUCCUUACCUAGUUAGGACCUGAUAACCUGGUAUUCCUCAAGCACCUGAAACUGGCAGCUAUUCUCUUUGUGUCUGUGUGUUUGGGGAGCUCUGUGACCACAGCUUAAGCACCACUCAGCCUUCUAGUCACCUAAGCCUAACUAAAGCCAGCCAGCUCUAGCCUGGUCCAGCCCAGUCCAGCCUGCUCCGAUCAUCUGGACAGGAUACUCAGUUCUGUGUGGACGUGAGGAAUAUGACUGCUGAGACUCUUAACUUCGGCCCAGAAUGGCUCCGUGCACUGUCCAGUGGGGGGAGUGUGACGUCCCCCCCUCCUUCACCCGCCAUGCCAAAGUACAAGCUGGCCGAGUACCGCUACGGCCGAGAGGAGAUGUUAGCACUUUAUAUCAAAGACAACAAGGUCCCAGAGGACAUGCAGGAUAAGGAGUUUGCUGCUAUUCUGCAAGAUGAGCCCAUGCAGCCACUGGCACUGGUGCCUCUCACUGAGGAGGAGCAGAGGAACUUCUCCAUGUCUGUGAACAGUGUGGCAGUGCUGAGGCUCAUGGGAAAAGGGGUGGGUGGUGCUGCCCCAGCUGGAGUGGUCAGAGGACGAGGGGCCACACGAGGCGGUCGAGGACGAGGUCGUGGUGAAGGUGGAUUCUACCAAAGAAGUAUUGAAGAGGCGGAGGUGGGUUUUGGCCGCAGUGUUCGAGAGAUACACCGCAGCCAGAGCUGGGAUGACCGCGAGCGUGAGCGUCGAUUUGAGAAGCCGCUGCGUCGGGAGGUGGGGCGUCCUGGUUUUGAAGAGUCUGUGGGUCCCGUGGGUCCAGGGAGGAAGGAGUACACAAGGGCUGACAGCGAUAACUGGCGCACCCUCCGGGAAGAGCAGGACGAGGAGGAGGGGGAGCCAGGCAGCAGCUGGAGACUGACUGGACCCCGCAGGGAGGUACUUGGGACAGCAUCCUCACUGAUGGCGGUCAAUUUAUUGUCAGAUGGCGGCCCUCGCUCAGCAGGCUGGCGGGACCAUGGUCCAGGUGAAAGUCGGAGGAGGAAGUUUGAUUUUGACUUCCGGGACUCUGAGGGUCAUGGCGGUGGCCGCCGGCGUGCAGGCAGUGAGGGAGUAGAGGAUGACAGGGACGGCCUGCCUGAGUGGUGUACAGAUGAGGAAGAUGGGGAGAUGGGCACUUUUGACUCCUCUGGAGCUUUCAUGCCUAUGAAGAAGAGUGGCAAGGAGACAAUCCUGGAGGAGGAGUUAGAGUUUAAGGGGAUAGAGGAGGAUGAAGAAGAGGAGAUAUUUGCUGACACUGAGAGGAACUGUGCUGAAGGAGACAAAGACAAGGAGAGUAAAGAAGCCGGCUCUGCUGUAGGGGAUAGUGAGACAAAGCCUGCAUCGCCCUCUUCUUCUCCUCCAGUCCACUGUACCCCUCCGUUCCUGGAGCCUCGACCCAGCAACACUGGCCCAGUGGUGGACAACCCUCAGCUGAACAACAGCCACCCUGUCAAUGCCAGCAGCACACCCAGUGAAGAUGUGGCUCCGGUAGGGGGCUCCAAGGCCCAGCUGAGCCCCAGCGUCCCCACCUCCUCCAGUCUGCCUCCCCCACCCCCUUCCUCUGCUGCUCCUCUCCUCCCUCCAUCUGGAGGAGACACCGAGGACGACGAGGGCAUGAAGCACCUGCAGCAGGAGGCAGAGAAGAUGGUGGCAUCACUGCAGGACACUUCUUUGGAGGAGGAGUGUUUCACCCAGGCUCUGCAGCAGCAGCAGGAGAGCAGGAACACAGCAGCCGCGUUGCCGCUUUCACAUGAGGCUGCCAUGAAGUGGUUCUACAAGGACCCACAGGGAGAGAUCCAGGGUCCAUUCACCACUGUGGAGAUGUGUGAGUGGUUCCAGGCUGGCUACUUCACCAUGACCCUGCUGGUGAAGCGGGGCUGCGACGAGGGCUUCCAACCCUUGGGGGAUGUCAUCAAGAUGUGGGGCCGCGUGCCCUUCGCCCCGGGGCCUUCCCCGCCGCCCCUGCUGGUGAGACAGCCACCACCAACGCAGCGCCCGCAGCCCACCCGGGGGCCCGCCGGGACUGUGAGUCAGAGCUCAGCCAACGUAGAGGAUGGGGAAGGGAGGAUGCAGAGGAGAGGGAAGCUUGAUAGACAGGUCACGGGAAACCUGGACCAGGAGCGCCUGAAAAAGCAACAGGAGCUGGCAGCAGCAGCAGCUCUAUAUCAGCAGCUCCAACAGCAGCAGCUAUUCCAGCUCAUUAACAGGUGCAGUGAGCAGGGUAUGAUGCCUUCGAUGAACAGGUCGAUGUCAGUGCCAGAUACAGGGUCCAUGUGGGACAUGCAUACCUCAGCUUCACAGCCGUCAGGCGGUGAAGCCAGUCUUUGGGACAUAACAAUGAAUCCUUCUACUCAGGGUCCAACUCUCGAACAGCUUCAAAAGCUCCAGCAGGAGAGGCGAGACGCUGAACUCAGGGCGAAGCGCGAGGAGGAGGAGCAGCGUAAGAGGAGGGAGGAGAAGAGGAGGCAACAGGAAGAGCAGAAGAGGAGGGAGGAGGAGGAGCUCUUCAGACGCAAGCAGUGUCGUCAGCAGCAGGAACUGAUCAUGAAGUUGCUGCAGCAGACCCCCCAGCAGCAGGGUCCGGGGGCAAGCAGCUCAGGCUGGAGCGGGGCUCCCUCCUCUGGGCUUGCCAAGGCAGGAAAGCCCCAGGCUCUGGCUCUGCUGGAAAUGCAGCAGGAGGCCGAGAGGCUCCUGAAGCAGCAGCAGCAGCAGCGAGCCCAGCAGCAGAGAGACCGCCACUCUGGCAUGUCGAUGGGCAGCUCCUCCAUGGGAGGGCAGUGGGUGGACGGUGUUGGCAUGUGGGGCGGGCCUGGUGGUAUGGAGGGCAAGAGUGGCAGUGGAGGCUCUUCAAGCAGCAUGGGCAUGUGGGACGAGGCUGUGAAGAACCAGGGCGGCCUGCGUGGCAACAGCAACAACAACAUGGGCUUGAAGAACAGCCGCAGCAGCCCUUCUCUCAGUGAACAGUACAUGAUGCGUCGUAAGCGGACAGAGGAGGAGGAGAAGCUGCUGAAGCUGCUGCAGGGCAUGAAGCCUCAGGACGGCUUCACCACCUGGUGUGAACAGAUGCUACAUGCUCUCAACACCUCUGCCAACAACUCCUCCUCCUCUCUGGAUGUUGCCACAAUUGUGGCAUACCUGAAGGAGGUGGAGUCUCCCUAUGCAGUGCUGGACUUCAUCCGGUCCUACCUAGGGGACACAGUGGAAGCCAAAGAGUUCGCCAAACAGUUUCUGGAGCGACGUGCCAAACAGAAAGCCAACCAACAGAGACAGCAGCAGCAGUUAUCAAAGGAAGUGGCUGGAUUGAACAUGAACUUCCCUCUGCAGGACUCAAUGCGAGGUAUGAAUCCAAGCACCCUGCAGUCCAUGUUUCAAGCCAACCACAUGGGCAAAGCUGGUCUCUAUGACAACCAGGGGGGAAAGAUGAAGAAAAAACAGCCCAUGAUGCUGCACUCUGACCCCAGCAUCUUAGGGUACUCAUUCCACAACGCAGGCGAGUGUCUGAGCCUGAAUGAGAUGGAGAUGGUGGAGGAUUACUGAUGUGACGCAGCGCAGCAGCAAUAGCUACCUGAGGCCUUCUGUCUUUUAAUCAGACAAACCUGAUGACGAAUGUGCACUGCUGGGGGAACCGGGGGGGUGGGGAUGGGAAGGGAGUGAGUGUGAGGGGAGGUUCAGGGUGGAGGCGCCUGGAUCUGCGCCUCCCACUCUUUCCUUCCCUCUGGCAAAAAAAAAAUGGGCUCCCUGCUGCACCAGUUGAUCACUUGAGCAGGGGGGUGAUGAGGGGUGAGGUUAAAAGGAAGAUGGUAUCCUCUGGCACUCAAAAGAUUAAGCACCUUAUACUGAACUAAUGCACUUUAUUGAGAUGGGAUUUGAAUAGUUUUUUUUGUGUGUGUUGGGAGUUCGCGCGCAUACGGUGUGUGUACACACACACAUUAUCUGUGUGCAUGUGCAUCAGAACUGGAAGAGGGCGGUGAAAUGGUCGGGCUGUUAGGUUUUCAAAGUCAGGGGGACCUUUAGUUGAAACCUUAUCAGAGAGCAAAUCCUUUCUCAAAAGACAAACACUGUUGAUAUUACUCUUGUCUAGCAUUUUUUUUACGUUUAUAAUAAAAGUAAAGCUAUUGAAAAAUGGAUUAUAAAAAAACUUGAAGAUUUGCACUUGCCUAAAAAAGAAAUGACAAAAACAACAAAAAAAAUCAAACCAAUGGGGUUAGCUAUAGAAGUGAAUAUUUUUGUGAAUGUGUAUGAAUGACUGAGCGAGUGACUGUGUGAGAGUUGGUUUGUGUCAGUAAUAUACCAGUCUGCACAAUGUUUUGUUUUUUUUCCUUUUGUUGCUUACCAAGACGUAUGAAACAUAAGAGGCCAUUUUUGUCUUUUUUGUUCAAAUGGUAAUUUUGUAUUCUCAUGUUAAGAGAGAGAGAGAAAGAGAGAGUGUGUGCUUGUGUGUGAGAGAGAGAGAGAGAGAGAGUGUGUGUGUCCCUUCUCCAAACAGGGACAUUUUGACAGAGAGAGUGAAUGAAUGAGAGAGAGAGAGAGGGGGCAAUUGCACAACACAUCCUUUCUCUCACCAGCUCUUCAUCCCCAGAUAGACGAAAUAGAAAUGCAUACAUUUGUAAAUGUUAGCUUUGAGCUCAUAACAUGAUGACCACCACUAGUUUAUUUCCCUUAGCUUCUCCACACGGGGAGCUGUCUCUAGACCUGUAAGGACUAGAGACAGGGCAAAUCAUGAGGGACAUUACUGUGCGUGCAUCAGAAUGAGACUUUGUAUGUAUGUGUUUUUCAGUGUGCAUGUUCAUUUACUGUUCAUAGAAAUGAGUUAAGACUACAGGUACUCAUUUUGAAUACAUGUGCUUUUUUUGUAUGUGUAUGAAUGCACAAUUGUGCCUAAGAACUUGGAUAGGGUGCGUGGCCAUUGAGACAUUAACUCUUUUUUGAGAGCGAGUGCGAUGUGUGUCAGUGCUCAGCACAGUGUAUGUAAAGUAUGUACGUUUAUAUCGUAAAUAUUUCUAGUUCAGUCUAGGGGUGAUCCAUCGGAAGGUUAGUCCAGUCUGUUUUCCUGGGGUGUGAUCACGUUGCCUUUUGUCAGCUCUCGAACUUGUGAAUGAAAGGUGUCGAGUUUCUGACUCUGAAAAAAAAAAAAAUACAGCAUCUUAAUGUGCAAGUGCACAGAACGGUGCAUGAAAUGUUAGCAUAUUGUGUUACCUAUUCGUUGUUGCAAUUUGAUAAUGACGAGUUUUCUUUUUUAAUGAAAAAUAUAUAUGAAUAUAUACAUUAUAUACAAAGUUUAAAAAGUAUUUGGACUAAGAUAAUGAGCACUUGGGGCUGCUAUUUUUGUUGUGUGUUAAUUUUUUUUUUCCUUAAUUUGUUUUUCAUUUUUGUUUCAUUAUCGCCAUGUGAAGUGUGUGUGUGUGUGUGUAUUAUUUCUUUCUUAAGAAAACAUUGAAUGUAUUCCAAAAAAAUGACAAGAAAACCGUGCUGAUACCAGAUAUUAUUUUUUUUUUUUCUCAGAAGAUUUCAAAAAUGGAAACAAAAUACAAAAAUGCUUUGAAAGAGUUUAGCGAGGACUUUUUUUUAUUUACACACAGUGGAGAAGAAAAAAAAACUUGGGAUGGAUACAGUUGAACACACUGCCUCUACAAUCGUGGUCGUACAAAUGGUGACUAAGAAUUAAAAGAAAGGACUCUUUCUAUUCCAUACUGGAGCUUUGGUUGUUUACAAACCACAUGGAUAUCUGUGGGUGCAGGUUUUUUGUUUUGAGUUUUGUUUUGGUUCCCACAUGAGACGGGUGGGGUUUGCAAGUGCGCUUCUGCCAUAUGGACAUUGAGUGGUGUUGGUUUGAGGAAGAGUUGCAGGCACCACAACAACAUGGACAAGAUCCUCCAACAGGAACUUUUGUGUGUGGUCGUGGAUCCUGAGACUUGGCGAUCAACCGUGGAGCGGAGGCGUGAAAAUCAAGGACGGGCUCUGUUUUGUAGAGAACAGAGUGCAGGGGCUGCAUAACCCUAGAGGGAACUGAGAGGGCGGUAUGAGUACACCUGGUUCGUGCUCAUGUCUUCACCUCAACCCUCAUACGCACUCACACCCUGCCCUCACCAACUCACCUAUGCACUUUUGUUCAUUCAAGCUGUGAGGUACCAUUUUGGGGAUGGGAGCACAAUUACAACAGGAGGAUUGCUAUGACUUUGACAAAGUCACCGAAAAGAUAUUCCCAAACUGAAAUAAGAGACUCGAGAAGCUUGUCUUCUCCCACCUCCUGUAUAUAACCAUAUUUUUGUAUUACCUUUCAGAGUAGAAAGAAAAUUUGCAAAUGGAUGAAGGAAAAUUCAUGAGACAUUGAUGAUGUGGAUGAAUGUUCUUCAAGAAAAAAACAAUCUUUUUGAAUAUAGUUUGACAUAGACUCGCUGUGAGUUUCCCUUAGUUUGCCAGUAACCCUGAAGUAAUCGGGGCCGGAAGGGGGGAAAAAAAUCACAUGGACAUUGAGGUGUUGGACAUACCACAGUGGCUCCAAGACUGACUGAUAGUUACUUAUCAAAAUGGAUGUUGCUGUCGCUAGAAAGAGCCCCACCAAGAGUGUUUGAUCAACAUGCAAAGUAAAGAGGCAGACUUAGGUUUGAAGAUCUGUUGGAACAGGAUGCUUCCACUUCAUCUCCCAACCAGAUGACUACCUUCAGAGCUAUAGUGACUGCAUGAGGAAAUAUCCUUGGCAUUGGGUUGUUUGGACCGUGAAGGGUGAUGCUGGUCUCGUGCUCUUUCUUUCUGUCUUCUCACAGGAGCCCGGCUGUGUUUUAUUUGCUGCCCUCUGCAAGGAGGAUCUAAUCCACAGCCAACCCAUAAACCAGUUAACCCUAAACCUGUCCUUUUGAACUUAAACCCUAAGAAACUUUUCUGUCUUGACCUUGGACUGGGCAGGCCAUUGGCAUUAUCAGUUGGACAGUUACCAGAUGAAGUUAACAGGUGUCAUCAACCAUGGAUCCCAUGGUGUUGGAGGUGAUAGACUCAUCAGGCGCUUUCCAGCGAUGGAAAAGGAUAAAGAGGCACGUAUUGCCCAGAUGUCAUCACUCACCUCAGCCUGAAACUCUCAGGUGUUUGCGUGGAGGUCUUUUUUAUUUUAUUUUUUUUUACCAGCGGGACAGAAGCAGCUGGAUUUACACCUAAACCACCAGAAGUCUCUGCAGCUGAGGAACUGGAUGAACUGAACGAAUUGUACAAAAAAGACUUUGAAACAUGACAAAACACAUAGCUACAUGUCACAUAGAUUCUAGAGUCCAGAGGAGUUGCAGACACUACAGGCACACCUACAGACAACGCAACGUACGCUCAGUUACACUGGCUCUCCUCUGGAACCACGUCUGCACACACAACGGCUACAUCAAUAUCAAAUAACACAGAUACAGACACACACACAAGCAUCAACGCUCAUCAGUAUAAACCCUGAGCUUUGUAAAUAAUGUAAAACUUUGUGUUUUGAAUUUUCUCAUAGUGGUUUUUGCUUUAUUUCUCUGUUCAACAUGCCUUAAAUUGUAUAGUUCAGUCCUGAAUGGCUAACUGAAAAUGUUCUCUAAAUGAUGACUUUAAGUUGGGAACCACCUUGUUGACUGUCCUCUAAAGUCAAAGAAAGAAUGCUUUCUACAAGACUAUUUGUUUGCUAACAGUCUGUUGUGUACCUGAUACACAUACAUCUGAAUAACGUGAAAGUUAGCUACAGAAUAGAGCAGUACACAGUCUUUGAUUAAUCUGAUUUUGCUGGUGGUUGGCUUUUUUUGCCCUUUUGGUUUCUUUAAAAUGAAGAGUGGAUAUGUUCUGAUUUCCUGUUUAGAUUAUUGCUGAAGGUGCAGGCUUAAUAAAGGGCUGAAGUCUGUACUGUUGGGAGCUGAGCUGACAGGGUGGGAAGCACCGAAUUGGCUUAAAACACAUACCUGUUGCUGUGUGGUAACUAUUGUUGGAUAUAUGCAAAACUGAACCAGGGCGACGGGUCCUCCUCAAAUUGAGAUACAAGUCGGGGCUUUUUGGUUCAUUCUUUUACACUCUAGGGGACUUGAAUGUUUUGGAAGCUACAAGGUACUUUUUACAGUUUUGAGAUGUCAAAUCAGGCUUGUAAUAGAAGCAUGAUUGUACGAGCAUGAUUUGUAGUUGGUGGGUUUUGACACUUAAUCUUGAGGUGGGUCAUAACUCGGCCCCUAUUGCCUCUGCUUUGUCUGUGCUGCUGACCAUCUCUGAUGGCACUGCAUACUUGAGGAAUCAACCGGUCAGUCGUGUGUUACGGGAAAGUAAAUUUCAUGUCCCGAAGAUUUGGAAAGUGUCUUGUUCCAUGUAUGUAUAUCUAAUUGGAUUUGAGAGGUCAGUGCUUUUAGUCAACCAGUAGCUUUUUUGUAUCAUUAAUAACUAAACAAUAUGCAGUUUUUAAUCAAAAUGGCAACUGAUUUUCAUUGAAUACCGACAGCUUAGACUUGCAAUACAUGUGUACAUUUCAUUGAGCUAAGGUUUUAGUGAAUUGUUACCUGCUAUAGCUGUGUACACUGAAGUAGCCAAAGUAGGCUCCAGUACGUCAUAACUGUUGAAUUGAUACUGAAUUAAUACUAAAUGGUUACUCAGUUUAAUGUUGUUGUAAUCAGUUGCCAAAACAAAGAAAUUGACUUUAACCACUUGAGUAUACUACCAAGUCUGUUAUUUGUAAAUGAGUGUAAAAAUACCUGUUUGACACUUUUAAAAGCUGAUAUUGUGUGGUUUUGGGUCAGUCUGUCUUAGAAGAGUAAACAGGUUUGUUUUACUGCACUACAUAUGCUUUUAUAAUUAGAUAAAUUACAAUAUUGUGUUUUCAAAGAGCCCUGGAUGUUUGGGUGCAGCCUUUGAAAAGAUCCUGUCCCCUGAUGGUUUGAGGUUGAUCAUGUGGUUUAUUUCAGCUCUGGAAAGUGUAGUUCCUACAAUACUUGCCUCAAAGAUAUAAUGAAAGUUGUAUCCCAGUCAGCUCAGCUCUUUUGCUUAAUAAGUCUUUGAAUGUUGUUAAAAUAACAGCAUACAUGUAAUGAAACUUUUGGAAAAGAACAAUUGAGAUGUGUAAAUAGUUUGGAUUUAGUUUGUUUUGAAGAACAAAAUAAAUACUAAAUAAAUAGCA
This is a messenger RNA of Micropterus dolomieu (smallmouth bass), 10348 nucleotides long. It is a transcript of the gene gigyf1a, whose product is annotated as GRB10 interacting GYF protein 1a. Gene Ontology annotation, biological process: insulin-like growth factor receptor signaling pathway. Gene Ontology annotation, molecular function: protein binding. Lineage: Eukaryota; Metazoa; Chordata; Actinopteri; Centrarchiformes; Centrarchidae. The transcript is spliced from 26 exons. The coding region runs from base 1450 to 4779 and encodes 1109 amino acids. The record is from RefSeq and is a predicted model, not a curated record.